AUGGCGAAGGCUACUACGAUAAAAGAAGCUCUAAAAAGGUUUGAGGAUAGGACCAAAACGCCCAUUAAUGAGGCGAAGGAGAUUGAUAUCUGCUUUCAAUGGCCCCCAAUUGAACGCAUGGAGCAAUGCCUCUCUACCCUAACCGCUUGCGAAAAAUUAAGCAUCAGCACAAACAUGAUCGACAAAAUUUACGGCAUCAGUGGCAUGAAAAACUUACGAAUUCUCAGUCUUGGGCGCAAUUACAUCAAACAAAUCUCGGGUCUCGAAGGCGUUUCCGAAACUUUGGAAGAAUUAUGGCUCAGCUACAACUUGAUCGAGAAAUUAAAAGGCAUCAAUUGCUUGAAAAAGCUCCGAGUUUUGUACUUGUCGAACAAUUUAAUCAAAGAUUGGGUCGAAUUCAAUCGUUUACAGGACCUAACAACGCUCGAAGAGCUACUUUUUGUCGGAAAUCCGUUGGUUGAAGCCCUGGAAGAAACCGUAUGGAAGUCAGAAGCCGCCAAAAGAUUAAUUAAUUUGAAAAAAUUGGAUGGCGAGACGGUUGUACGAGAAGAACCUGAAGCUGCACCCAUCACAGUUACUUAAAAUUUUCUCGAAAUUUUGGAAGAAAAUUGAAAUUUUUAUCAAUUUUAUUGUUUAACUUUGAACAGUACACAUUUAAUAUAUUCCACGAGCGUCUCAAAA
Messenger RNA from Culicoides brevitarsis, 681 nucleotides. It is a transcript of the gene ODA-Dnal1, whose product is annotated as dynein axonemal light chain 1. Gene Ontology annotation, molecular function: dynein heavy chain binding; alpha-tubulin binding. Bases 1 to 582 code for a protein of 193 amino acids. Gene Ontology annotation, biological process: outer dynein arm assembly. The record is from RefSeq and is a predicted model, not a curated record. NCBI's taxonomy places the organism in Eukaryota, Metazoa, Arthropoda, Insecta, Diptera, Ceratopogonidae. The transcript has 2 exons. Gene Ontology annotation, cellular component: cytoplasm.